AUGAAAAAGAAGGUUUUCAGCUUCUGGCGUAGGAAGGUUGAGUCCCACAGCUGCGCCUCAGACCUACAGAUCGGUCCGGCUCAACCCGGCUACAACCUGCGAACUCGAGAUUUAAAGAAACUUCAUAAAGCUGUCUCAGUCGGGGAUUUGGAGAAGGUGCAGAAGUACCUUCAGCUCAAGAAACAUGAUGUGAACAUUCGGGACAAAGAACACAGAACACCUUUGCAUCUAGCCUGUGCUAGUGGAUAUCCAAAUAUUGUAUCUGUCUUAAUUGAGAAACAGUGCAAAAUAAAUGUCCAGGAUCGAGAAAACCGAUCUCCAUUGGAUGGAUAUACUCCACUUUUACUUGCUAUAACUGAAAAUAAUGCAGAAAUGGUAGAAUUUCUUCUGAAGAAAGGUGCAGAUGUGAAUGCUUCAGAUAACUCUCAAAGAACAGCCCUUAUGAUUGCUCUCAGUGAUGAACCAACAAAUUUAGUCAGUGUUAUCCUUCAGCAAGAUGUGGACCUGUCCUGCCAAGAUAUUAUGGAUUCACAGCUGAAGAAUAUGCUUCUUUUAAUGGUUUUACUAUGUAAAUAUCAUCAAUUAAUGGCUAAUUAUGGAAAGGAGAAGAAAAUUAAAAAGACAUCUUACUCUGAAAGUACAACUUUGAGCACUAUGUGGGGUCUAAAAGAACUGGAGGAAGUUUAUAUUGGAGUUAUGCCUAGCCUGUGUUUGGCAGUCAUGGAAUCCCAAUACGGUGCUGUAGGAUAA
Messenger RNA from Chrysochloris asiatica (Cape golden mole), 750 nucleotides. It is a transcript of the gene ANKRD7, whose product is annotated as ankyrin repeat domain 7. NCBI's taxonomy places the organism in Eukaryota, Metazoa, Chordata, Mammalia, Afrosoricida, Chrysochloridae. Gene Ontology annotation, molecular function: protein binding. The record is from RefSeq and is a predicted model, not a curated record.